AUAAACUAAAUAUUGACCGGCAGGGAGUCACGGUCGGUGAAACUUGAAAGCACCAGAGAGCUCAGAUUCAGGAGAGACUCUUUGGAACCCUGCCGUCCCACUCAUUUCCGCCGGACCUUCCGCUGCCGCCGUCUCCUUCCACCGUCGUCGGAUCUAGAAUCUGCUUUCCAUUCGAUUCCUGAUCCCUUGAUCUCUUCCGCUUAGGUACGCUUCUGAAAAGGGUAGAUCCAUUUUGAAUUCCUAUUUUGAUUUCUUAUCUGGGGAUUUGAAUUCAACAAGCCAUGAAUUCUAAUUUUGGGAAGAAUUUCGAGUUUGAUUUGGGACUCGGAUCCUCUCGCUCCAAAUCACUCAAUGAUCAGAAAAACAAAACCCCAUCAUCAUAUUCUUCCUACGCUUCCUCUGGUUCGUCGUAUUCUUCGACACAGACGAGGCCGGCCUGGCAGCCUAACAAGCCCUCAUGGACGCAUCAGCCGGCGCCGAAUCAGGCGGCGUGCCCUAACUUGUCCAAUUCCCCGGCUUCCAUGGUUGGUGAUAUAUUUGGGAAGACCUGGGGUUCCACAGCGACUUCCGGUUCCACUGCUGGUAUUGGAAUUGUUGAAAAGAAUCCGAAUCUGUUCGGCGAUUUGGUAGGUUCUGCCUUGGGAUCGAGUAAGAGCAAUUCGAAUGUUCCAUUGAAGAAUGCGGCUCCGGCUUCGGUGUCAUCUACUGCCGCAUUGAAUAAAAAUUCGUUUUCGAUGGGAAAUAUGAACGAUUCGUUGCCUAAAUCCAGUAGUAAUCCGGGUAAAAAUAGUGGAAAUUGGAGUUUUGAGAAUCUUAGCAGUUAUAACAGUUUGAAUAGUAAUCAGAGUAAUACCACCAAUAUCAAGACUCCCAAUCUGGGAGGUCCAAGCAUGAGUUCAACCAUCGGCAGUGGUAAGACGAGCUCUAGCAAGGAUCCCUUUGGUUCUUUAGUUGACUUUGGAUCUAAAUCAUCUGGGAAGCUGAAUUCAAAAAGUAAGAGUCAAAAUAUCAAUUCAAGCGAGGACUCAUUUGGGGAUUUCCAGAAUGCUUCAAAUCCAAGCAAGAGUCAAAAUAUCAAUUCAAGCGAGGACUCAUUUGGGGAUUUCGAAAAUGCUUCAAAUCCAAGCACUACCGCAUUUCCUUCAAGCAGAUCGAGUGGGAAUGGUGGUGAUUUCAAGGGAUCAAGUUUUAAUUCUGGCAUAAACAUGGGUGAUUUUGGAAUGCCCUCAAUGGAUUUUGGUUCCAAGGUUCAAGAUACUGUUCAAACCACUGCCAGUGAUCCACUUGAUAUGUUGUUUAGCUCAUCCAAAGCCCCAACUGGAGGUGCUCCGUUGGCAUCUGACACAGCUGGAGCUUCGCAAUCCUUGGAUGCCGAUGAUUGGGGAUUGGAUUUGGAGUUUGGGGGAGGUGGUCAUGAUGUGGGUGGUUCAACAACUGAGAUUGAAGGACUUCCACCUCCUCCAGCAGGGGUGACAGCUUCUUUGGCAAAGAACAAGGGAGUCGAUGUCUACAAGCAGGGACAAUACGCCGAUGCUAUUAAGUGGCUUUCUUGGGCUGUGAUUCUUUUUGAGAAAGCUGGUAACAAUGCUGCCAUGGUUGAAGUUUUGUCAACAAGAGCUUCAUGCUACAAAGAAGUUGGGGAAUAUAAGAAAGCUGUGGUUGAUUGUACAAAGGUAUUGGAUCAGGAUGUCGCAAAUGUGACUGUUCUCGUUCAACGAGCACUUUUAUAUGAAAGUAUGGAGAAGUACAGACUUGGAGCCGAAGACCUGAGGGCUGUCCUGAAAAUCGAUCCGGGUAACAGAGUUGCAAGAAGCACAAUUCACCGGUUGACUAAGCUGGCAGACUAAAGGUUCUUAUCACAAUUUUGGCUGAUGUAGUUUCUUGAAUAUAGGAUUACACUGGUUCCCCUCAUGCUAUCUAAAUUUGGUGGUGGAAUGACUCCAUAUUUCGAUUACAUGGUUUGGUUUUGUAUGCGUGCCCCUUAUGAUCUUUCAAAAUGUAUUACGUACUUGUAUUGUUUAUGACAAAAUAGAAAAAGACUGUCCUAAUCGAUUGUUCUUGUACGAUGGCCAUGAAAAUUCAAUAUAUUCAAUUGCCUUACAUAUC
Messenger RNA from Benincasa hispida (wax gourd), 2106 nucleotides. RefSeq names its product Tetratricopeptide repeat (TPR)-like superfamily protein. NCBI's taxonomy places the organism in Eukaryota, Viridiplantae, Streptophyta, Magnoliopsida, Cucurbitales, Cucurbitaceae. Gene Ontology annotation, molecular function: protein binding. The record is from RefSeq and is a predicted model, not a curated record.